AAACUACAACCAACGUUUCCAUGGCUUUCAGUUUCAGUCAUCCAAUACUGCGCUUGCAACCCCCCCGAUCUCAAACUACAACCAACGUUUCUCUCUCUCUCUACUUAUAACUCUUCAUUCUACGCUAUUUCAAGCUCCACAUACUCCGAUUCCUCGCCGUAAAGAAAGCCUUUCGAUCCCAUGCCAAAAUGUUCACUUCACCAAUUAAACCUCCUGAGAAUCUCUCUCCAGAGGCCGCCUGGGCUUCAUUUCUAUUCAGUUUCGCGCUACUAUUCAACCGUUUUGCCUCUUUUAUAUUUUUCGUCUCUCGCUCUUUCUUCCAACCCACCUCCCCGAAGCAAACCCGGGAAAGAUGGCGAUAGUGAGCUCUCAAUAUCAGGUAAAAUAUUCAAAUCCGGCCCCCAAUUGGGUUCCUAUAAGCUGGGGGAUGCGACAUUUUAUCGUUUAAUUGAAAACUAUGCAAGUUCUGGGGAAUUCCGCUUGAUAGAGCAAGUUUUGGAUAGAAUGAAACGUGAAGGGCGGGUCCUUGUGGAAAGUAGUUUUAUCCUAAUAUUCAAGGCUUGCGGGAAAGCUCAUUUACCUGGGGAAGCUGUGAAGUUUUAUGAUAGAAUGGUGAACGAGUUUCAUUGUAAGCAGACUGUAAAGUCAUUUAAUUCAGUUCUUAACGUAGUUAUUCAAGAGGGGGAUUUUUCAUACGCAUUCAAUUUUUAUUUGCGCGUUUUCGGUGCCAAUAAGAAGAGUUUUCAGCCAAACGUACUCACUUAUAAUUUGAUUAUUAAGGCACUGUGCAAGUUAGGACAGAUAGAUAGAGCCGUCGAGACUUUUAGAGAAAUGCCACUUAAGAACUGCAAUCCUGACGUCUUCACUUAUAGUACGUUAAUGAAUGGGUUAUGCAAGGAAAGGAGGAUAGACGAGGCAGUGUUUUUGCUGGAUGAGAUGCAAGCAGAAGGCUGCCUUCCAAAUCCAGUGACAUUUAAUGUGUUGAUUGAUGCACUAUGCAAGAAUGGUGACUUGAGUCGUGCAGCAAAGCUUGUGGAUAAUAUGUUUCUCAAAGGUUGUGUUCCAAACAAAGUGACUUAUAAUACCCUCAUCCAUGGUUUGUGCUUAAAGGGCAAGUUGGAUAAAGCUCUUCAUCUUUUGGAUAAAAUGGUGUCGAGUAAAUGUGUUCCUAACGAAGUCACAUAUGGAACAAUCAUUAAUGGUCUUGUUAAACAAGGAAGGGCUGAGGAUGGAGCUCACAUUUUGGUGUCUAUGGAACAGAGAGGAUAUAAAGCAAAUGAGUACAUUUACUCGUCUCUCAUCAGUGGCUUGUUUAAGGAGGGCAAGUCUGAAGAUGCUGUGAGGCUGUGGAAAGAAAUGGUGGAGAAGGGAUGCAAACCCAAUGUUGUAGUUUAUGGUGCGUUUAUAGAUGGUCUAUGUCGAGAUGGAAAGCCAAAUGAAGCCGAAGACAUUUUGCAGGAGAUGUUAAGUAAAAGUUGUUUUCCAAAUGCUUUCGCUUACAGCUCCUUAAUGAAGGGGUUUUUUAAAAAAGGUGACAGCCAGAAAGCAAUUCUUGUGUGGAAAGAGAUGAUGGGUCAGGAUAUUAGGCACAAUGAAGUUUGUUACAGUGUCUUACUUAAUGGCCUGUGUGAGGAUGGAAGACUAAGGGAGGCGUUGAUAGUGUGGAAGCACAUGUUUAGAGAAGGACUUAAGCCUGAUGUUGUGGCUUAUAGUUCAAUGAUUAAAGGCCUCUGUGAUGCUGGCUUUGUAGACCAGGGCUUGAAGCUUUUCUAUGAGAUGCAAUGUCAGGAGCCUAAAUCUCGACCAGAUGUGAUCACCUAUAAUAUACUUUUCAAAGCCCUUUGCAAGGAGGAUAAUCUCACCCGUGCCAUUGAUCUUCUAAAUAGUAUGCUCGAUAAAGGCUGUGACCCUGACUCAGUUACAUGCAAUAUCUUUUUGGAAACUUUGAGGGAGAGGAUGAAUCCACCACAAGAUGGAAGACUGUUUUUAGAUGAGCUCGUGGUAAGGUUACUUAAGCGAGAGAGAAAAUUAUCUGCUUUGAGAAUUGUAGGCGAAAUGCUCCUGAGAUGUCUACCACCAGAGGCAUCAACUUGGUCCAGAGUCAUUCAAAGGACAUGCAAACCAAAAAGGAUUCAAGAAACCAUAGACGAGUGUUGCAGAAGCCUGUAUGGACAAUGACUUUAGGGACUGUGCUGUCCUUUGAGAUGUCCAGUAUAUGGAGCAUGAUGUCUCAGAAGAAGAGUUCUCCGAGUUUCAAGGUGAGGUGCCUUUUUAACAUCAAAUGACGUAAGAGUUUGGAUCUUUCAGUCACUUCCGUGCGGAUUUAUUUCUUUGCUCAGUAAGCACUGAAAGAAGAAACUAAUGUGGUAUGUUUCAAUUGUGCAAGAGUUGUAUGCUAAAAGACUUAGAGCCAAAGAUAAAUUCCUUCAACUUGAAGGAAACAAAAUUUUUAGCUUGGUUGGUGGAGAAUUAUUGGUAAAUAUACGUCUAGCAGUACACCAUGUUGAAAAUCAAGAGUUACAUGUCCAAAAGUAGAUGAAGGGUACAAAAUGAUUUAACACUCCCAACUUUAUUAUGAACAACCUGAAAAUGUGCUUCAAAGAUUUUAAAGGUCCUCCUUAAAAGGUUCAUGGUUCUAAGUAUCUGGGGCUCCGCUUGGAGGCAACUCAAAUUCAGCACAUAUUUGGCUCCCCUAUGCUGAGACAACGCAGAAAGUUAAGUGCAAAAAGGCAGGGAUUUCUAUAGGUGGUUGGCUCAUGCUAGUUCCUAUGGUUUUAUUUAGUCUUUCUUGUUCCUACUUACUAUCGGUCAGGUUCUUGAACCGAGAUUGCUUCAGAUUUGGACAAUAUAUUAGAGAUGUCUUAUGCAGAACCUUUGGAUUGGAGAAAGGCAAUUUACUAGUUAGGUGGUUUGGUGGGAACUGGAAGCGGCAUUCCUUCCUCGAGCCUGAUAAUUUGGGAAUUUAUUUCAGAACAAAGAUCUCUUGCUGAAGUUAUCCUCAUCAAGCCUCAUUGUCACAGUUUCUUUAAGAUUAUGGCAAUGGCAACCGUUGGUAGUUCUCUUGUUAGUAGCCUGCAGCAAGGUAAUGGUAGAUACGUUGGUUUCAUAGAGCCAAGUGCAGAAGUAUAAUUGAUGCCUUGGCAAUACUUUGCAUUCUUCUAUGACGAUGAUAGCUGGCAACCGUACCAACCUUAACCAAAGGUCUCCUCACCUAUGUUUUUGAGCUAACUAAAGAAUAUCCUUGUCAAGAUUGCUAGAGGAGGUGUUUCAAGAGGGGAACUUUCAUGUGAGGAGGUCGUUUCUUAAUACAGAAACAGAUAGGUGGGCUAUACAUGAAAUUAUGAAGAUAUCAGGCUGAACCAUAGGAAUAACUAGGUGGGGUGGAACUGAACUUCGACUGCAGUUUUCCUACAAGUCUUCUUAUGAGAAUAUUAAUGGUGACGACCAGAUUAUCUCCUGGGCCUCUGGCUAGCCUUUUCACAACAUUCAGUGAAUGGAGGGAUUCUCACUUAAAUCUCCCGAAGUCACGUGAAAAAGAGAGAUGAAUAGUCGAAUUUCCUAUUUGUUCAAUGCCCAAUUUCCCAAGCUCCGCGGAGGUAUCUUUCUUAGUUUAGUUUAAUGCAUACUAGGGUGUCGCUAGGCUAAUCAGACUUGGGAGCUAUUACUUGAAGAUAUUAUUAUUAGUUAAUAAACAUCACUUUCCUAAAAAUGGUUAUUUACAUAGCUUUUAGUUGGGCACUUAAGAAAAAUGAUUGUGAAGAAAAAAUAUGAGCGAUUGAUCCAGGCAUAUACUCUGCCCAAUAGGUUGGAGGUUAAAGCACCACCCCAUAUUCUUCGAAAAUAUUAAAGUUACUUGGACUGCCAUUUUAUAAUCUCUUCUUUACCUUGGUUGUGAA
Messenger RNA from Benincasa hispida (wax gourd), 3896 nucleotides. The record is from RefSeq and is a predicted model, not a curated record. NCBI's taxonomy places the organism in Eukaryota, Viridiplantae, Streptophyta, Magnoliopsida, Cucurbitales, Cucurbitaceae.